AUGCUACGAGAUAUCGUAAUAGUUGGCUCUGGCCUUGCGGGCCUCUCUGCAGCUCUCGCAUUUUCUCAUUAUCUGACACCCCUCAUACCCGAUUUACGCAUUACCAUAUUCGAGCUUCACCCUAUCCCAUCAACAUCCGGAGGCGCUCUCAGUCUUUCACCCGUUGCGCUGAGACAUUUCGACCAUUUGGGCAUCUUGGAUGAAUUGGAAGAGUACGGCCCAGAGUCGGGAGUCGACGUUGAUGCAGUUGAAAUCUUUUCCUCGCGAACCGGAAAACCGAUAUCUUCCCUGGACUUUGGUGGGAAACAUGGACUUGGAUAUGGGGAUGCAGAAACGGGCAAAAGAUACAAGGCUCGUCGAGUCAUGAGGAUUAAUCUGUCGCUGGCAAUGAUAGCCGCGACGGAGAAGAGAGGGAAUAUCAAGAUGGUGUUUGGCAAAAAGUUCCUCAACGCGGUCCAACUAGAAGAUGAAGACCGGAUUGAAGUCCAUUUCCAAGACGGAUCACGAGCAACCGGCCAUUUGCUGCUGGGCUGCGACGGUGUCUGGUCCGCUACCCGCAGGAAUUUCAUAGACCCCGGCCGUGAUGCUCAAUAUACUGGAUUUUCACUUGUGCAAGGGACAGUGAAAACGGCGAGUCUAAAUGUAAAACCGCAUUUUCGAAAUACGUCCAUGAACUUGUCAAAAAACGGAGCGCUACUCAUCACAUUUCACGAGAAACAGCACCAAGAGAUUUUCACCUCUGCAAUGGUGGAAUGCCGUGAAGAAUCCGUCAAGGAUCAUACUGAGACGGAAAAAUGGAAGCGGGAUAUGAUUAAUGAAUCUUUGAGGAAGGAAAUUUCCAGUCGCUUCAAGGAUUCUGUGAUUCCUUUUGUCCGAGAAGUUGCUACCUCGCCGGAGGUUGACUGGAUGAUGUAUCCUAUAUACCAGGUUCCUCUUGGAGGGAAGUGGUAUACCAACCGCGCCAUCUUGUUAGGUGAUGCUGCGCAUGCCAUGCUCCCCCGCGACGAAUCCGCCGCCUAUGCCAUCGACGACACAAUCCUGCUCGCCCGCAUCAUAUCCAACCACAUCGACUACCCACUCGAAACAAGCUUCCAAAUAUACGACUCCCUACGACGAUCAGAUGUCACCCACGCCUUCAAGGACUCAACUAAACUCUGGCAAAGACGCAACGCAGACGCCGGUCCCAUUGAAACAUGGUUCCGAGAAAGACUUAUCCCAUUCCAAAUGAAACACGAAAUGGUCUCGCGCAAGGCUGCAUUUGAGUACGACGCCAGCAAAGCUGCGAUUCCGAGCUUGUCGAGAAAUUUGAGCCCGCUAAGCAGUUUGAGGCCUGGUUCAACGAGUCGUUCGUCGUUGUCUUCGCAUGAUACGGCGCCUUCGAGUGGAGAUAGUAGCAGUAGCCAUAAUGGCCAUUUGCGGGAAUAUAGCGCUUGUGGGUAG
Talaromyces marneffei is the source of this 1440-nucleotide messenger RNA. RefSeq lists its product as uncharacterized. The coding region runs from base 1 to 1440 and encodes 479 amino acids. Gene Ontology annotation, molecular function: FAD binding; monooxygenase activity. Lineage: Eukaryota; Fungi; Ascomycota; Eurotiomycetes; Eurotiales; Trichocomaceae. The record is from RefSeq and is a predicted model, not a curated record. The transcript is spliced from 2 exons.